CCCAGGCCCCGGAUGUAAGUGACGUCACUGUGAGCCAUCUUUUGUCAGAGGCUGGAGAAGAAGGAGCCGCAGCAGCACCAGAGACUGAACAGCACCCUGCAAAGAUGUCUGCCCCAGCUGCCGGCCCUCCCGCUGCUACUGGAGAAGGAGGAGGACCCCCAGCUCCCCCCAACCUCACCAGCAACAGAAGGCUUCAGCAAACCCAGGCACAGGUCGAUGAGGUUGUGGAUAUAAUGCGCGUCAACGUAGACAAGGUGUUGGAAAGAGAUCAGAAGCUGUCCGAAUUGGAUGACCGUGCGGACGCUCUGCAGGCCGGAGCCUCGCAGUUUGAAACCAGCGCGGCCAAACUCAAACGCAAGUACUGGUGGAAGAACCUCAAGAUGAUGAUCAUCAUGGGAGUGAUAUGCGCCAUCAUCCUCAUCAUAAUUAUUGUUUAUUUCAGCACCUAAGGACAGAGACACACUAUCUCCCCGUCUCUCUGUCUCUUUUUCUCCCCUUCGCCGGAUCUGUCAUCUACCCCAGCUGGGACCAGACAAAAAAAACUUCUACAUAAAACUCCCCCCUCCUGCCUCUCCCCCCUCCCCUUUCUGACAUAGGGAAGUGGGGACCCCUGCCCCCAUUAAUUGUGCAAAAGCUCUCUCCCUCCUUACUCUCCCCUGUAAAUACCCAUUGACUGAAGGACCCUCUAACUUAUAUACACACACACACAUAUAUAUAUAAUAUUUAAUUUGUCCGUGUGCAGGUUUUUUUGUUCCCCUUGUUUCCCGUGAAACUGUGUGUCCGUGCUGUUUAUAAACCCCCCGAGGGGGGAGGGAGGGGCAAUUUCUUCCCAGAACUGGUCUCUAUUCACCCCCUACUGAAACAAGUCCGUUUUUUUUUUCUGUUUUGCGUUUUUUAAUUAAUUUUUGUCAAUUCAGCAAGAGUGGCAGUUGAGGAUUUAAUGGAGGAGGAUGGUGUGUGUGCGUGUGUACAGUAUGUAUGUGUGUAAAAAAAAAAAAAAAAAGAUAUAUA
Messenger RNA from Rana temporaria (common frog), 1011 nucleotides. It is a transcript of the gene VAMP2, whose product is annotated as vesicle associated membrane protein 2. Gene Ontology annotation, biological process: vesicle fusion; vesicle-mediated transport; SNARE complex assembly. Bases 105 to 449 code for a protein of 114 amino acids. Gene Ontology annotation, cellular component: plasma membrane; SNARE complex. Gene Ontology annotation, molecular function: SNAP receptor activity; syntaxin-1 binding. The record is from RefSeq and is a predicted model, not a curated record. NCBI's taxonomy places the organism in Eukaryota, Metazoa, Chordata, Amphibia, Anura, Ranidae. The transcript is spliced from 5 exons.